Micropterus dolomieu (smallmouth bass) is the source of this 1661-nucleotide messenger RNA. It is a transcript of the gene prelid1a, whose product is annotated as PRELI domain containing 1a. The record is from RefSeq and is a predicted model, not a curated record. Lineage: Eukaryota; Metazoa; Chordata; Actinopteri; Centrarchiformes; Centrarchidae. Gene Ontology annotation, cellular component: mitochondrial intermembrane space. Gene Ontology annotation, molecular function: phosphatidic acid transfer activity. The coding region runs from base 176 to 808 and encodes 210 amino acids. Gene Ontology annotation, biological process: phospholipid transport. The transcript is spliced from 6 exons.
CCCGCUACCGGAUAUGUCGUGAGUGGUUGCCCUUUCCUCCAGUGAGAGUCACGUUUGACAUGACUUGUAGGUGGCUGCACGGCGAUGUUCAUCCCGACAGGAGUCUAAAAUGCAAAUACUUAUCUUUUGAAUGUUGUCGCCAUACAGGGUAUUGCCAGACUAAACGCACGGAACAAUGGUGAAGUAUUUCUGCUGUGCAGGGUUGCUCAAAAGCACCUGGGACCAAGUUUGUGUUGCUUUCUGGCAACGAUACCCCAACCCUUACAGUAACCAUGUUUUGACUGAGGACAUCAUUUUCCGAGAGGUUACCCCAACUAACUGCCUCAUUUCCAGACGUCUGUUGACCAAAACUAGCCGAGCUCCCCGCUGGAUGGAGCGGUACCUUCCAAAGCACAUGGCCAGCUCGGCAUACGUCAUUGAGGACUCUAUUGUGGACCCUCAGAAAAGGACCAUGACCACAUUCACAUGGAACAUCAGCCACGCUCGCCUCAUGUCCGUGGAAGAACGGUGCGAGUACCGGAUUAACGCUGAGAAUGGCAGCUGGACAGAGAUAAAAAGAGAAGCUUGGAUCUCUUCCAAUGUCUACGGGCUCACUAGAGCUAUUCAGGAAUUUGGUCUUGCAAGGUUCAAGACCAGUGUUACGAAGACCAUGAAGGGCUUUGAAUAUGUGCUGUCCAAAAUGCAAGGUGAAACCCCAUCGAGAACCUUAGCAGAAACUGCUACAGAGCGAGCAAGAGAGACAGCGCUGGCAGCUAAGGAGAAAGCCAAAGACCUCGCCUCACACGCCCAGAAGAAACAAUAUGUGUGAUGAGCUACAUAGAUCACUGGUUCUUUUUCCACUGAUACUGGGACAGGUUUAUCUUUACCCCCACCUCCCACUCUUUUUAAUGGUUCAAUUGGGGUAAGACAAACAGAUCCCGGUCAUGGGUAGACACCUCUGUGAGGAAGCAUCCAACUGAAAUGGUGGGUGGACCAUAAAAGGCCUGAGCUGGGUUCAAGAGCCUGUUCCAGCUUCCCGGUUUGUGCCCCGCUGACUAUAUCGUACCUUUGAUACUUGAUAAUCUUAGCAUUCACCAGAGAUAGAGAUCUUGGAAAGGAAUGGUUCAAUGCGGCUCUGGGUGUGCCAUAAAAUAAUAAUAGCACUUUGCCUGCCUUGAUACUGUUCCUCAGACCUUUGCUCAACCUCUGUACCGUUCAGCGUUUGCUUUUUACAUUGUUCCUUUAAGUAUUUCAUAUUUGUAAUAGAUUUGUGUUAUUAACAGCUUCUUAUCCAGAAGCAAAAAUUAGCACACCACGGAAUAUCUGAUUAAUGCAAAUUCACGUGUAUGAUUUACUUUACUUGCAUUUUUCGUUGUAGUUAUGUCAUCUUUUAGUUCAGUUCACCCGACCACACCUUAAUAAUCCAACUAAGAUUGAUUGCUUCAAGUUGAAGUUCAUUGACUGAAGAAUUGUCCAUAUUGUUGGCAGUCAUAGCUUGAUAGAAAUACACAUUUAGCACUCUUGAUAUUGUGUUAAGAUCUGGUUGCAAAUGCUUGUUAAAAGGCAAAAAUGAAACCUUGUACUGUACAUUCAGCUUAGGUCUGACGACACAACCCAUGCAACUGUGUGCUCUUACUGUAUCAAAUAUCAGCUUGUCAAUAAAAUUCAUUUCUUUGAAACCA